Haliotis rubra (blacklip abalone) is the source of this 970-nucleotide messenger RNA. RefSeq names its product collagen alpha-1(I) chain-like. Bases 189 to 584 code for a protein of 131 amino acids. NCBI's taxonomy places the organism in Eukaryota, Metazoa, Mollusca, Gastropoda, Lepetellida, Haliotidae. The record is from RefSeq and is a predicted model, not a curated record. The transcript has 2 exons.
UCAGAAAUCUACCUGUAGCAGCCGAUGCCCAAAAUAGAGAACGGCAUCAGGUUACAGACAUGUGUUCUUAACGCUCCCUGCACGCUGGUUCUGUGGCAGAUCAUCACCGACGCUGCAUUCUUCACUUGGAGCAGUAUUCCGUCGAAAUUACAAGUAAGAACAGGCUAGGGGACAGUCCAGCAGCUACGAUGGUUAUAGUCAUUGACUUGGAGGAGGAGGAGGCAAAGAAAGCAGCAGAAGCCGCAGCAGCAGCAAAACAGACAACUGCUACAGCUUCACCAAAUGGCAAUGGUUCAGGACAACCUGGUGGAGAUAAAAAUGGAAAAUCAGGAAAGAAGCCACAGCCAGUGCCCACAGGACCUCAGCAUAGCAAAGGAAAGCCAGAUAUUGCAGGUGGAGAGGGAGCAGCAGCUGGUGUUGCAGAAUCUCCACCUACCCAGAAGUCCAGUGAUCCUGAUACCAAAAGGAAAGAGGACACUGUAAAAGAUUCCAAGCCUAAUCCACAGCAACCCAAGAGUAUGCCAGCUGAAACUAACCCUUCCAAAGGAAGAGAUGGCAAGGCUGGCAAAGAUUCAAAAAGUUGAAACCACUAAAGCCACUCCAUCAUCAGAUAAGGCUUCAGCUGGAGCCAAAAGUGAACCUGGAGGAGCCUCUGUUUCAAAGGAUAAAGUUGCUGAUGGGAGCAAGACAAAUUCACAGCCAGCAAAAGGUUCAAUAGAUUCUGCCAGUGGAAGCAAGGGUAAGCAGCAACAAGCGAAAAGGGUCAGAUGCUGAAAAGGCUUCUUCCAAAGGAAAAAAUGCAGCCAGUAGCAAAGAUAAGCUCAAAUCAUCACUAGAAACUGAUAAAACUGCUUCAAAAGGUAAUGGUACUAAUUCCAAGAGUACCAAGAGUACACCACAACAUUCAAAACCUGCUGGAACAGAUAAACCUGCGUCUGAAAGCAAAGAUACUGUUGAAAGCAAGCCAAAA